CCGAGUAUAACCUCUUCAUAUAACGUAGACAUACACCAAGAUGUCAUUAUUCUGCAGUCUGGAAUAUCGCUAAAUUUCGAACAAUUAAAUUUCCCAUUGGGUCUUAAAUAUAUACAAAAAUUUGAAAUGAACAACCCAGAGAUCAGCGUAAAUGUUUUCGGUUAUGAAAACAAGUCGGUCGUUGGUCCAUAUUACUUAACAAAGGAGACGAAAAGCAAUCACAUUAAUUUAAUAUUGCUGCACAAUGAAGAAAAUUUUCAUUACAUUUUGGUUAUGGAUAUGUCUUGUCUUAUGCGGUCUCAAUUCACAAGUCAUAAGGAGAAAGGUUAUUUUUGUUUUGGAUGCCUGCAAUGUUUCCACGAUGAAAAUAAAUGUAUGACUCACAAAAAGCAGUGUGGAAAAGUAGUCUGUGCCCUGCCGAACAAAAAAGAAGCCGUACUGAAGUUCGUCAAUCACAAGAAAAAGGAUAAGGUGCCUUUCGUUAUUUAUGCUGACUCCGAAAGUGUACUGGAAGACGUGCAGGAAGAUGAGAACAAUGGGGCGAGUAAAAAAACGGAAAAGGUAAAGAAGCAUAUUCCAUGUGCUUUUAGUUAUUUUAUUAAAUGUAGUUUUAAUGAAAAUUUAAAUAAGUUAUUUAUAUAUAGUGGACCCGACGCAGCAAAUGUUUUUCUGAAAGAACUAAUUCAGGAUUGUAAAUUUUUGUAUGAUAGUUACCUAACCAAAACGAAACCUAUGAAUACUCUAACACCCGAAGAAGAGACAGCUUUUCUUAGGGAUAUAAAUUGUCGUAUAUGUGGCGAUAUUUUAGCGUCCCGCUAA
Molecule: messenger RNA, 819 nt
Organism: Musca domestica (house fly)
Lineage: Eukaryota; Metazoa; Arthropoda; Insecta; Diptera; Muscidae
Exons: 3
Coding region: 127-819 (230 amino acids)
Source: RefSeq, a predicted model, not a curated record